Glarea lozoyensis ATCC 20868 is the source of this 1725-nucleotide messenger RNA. RefSeq names its product FAD-linked oxidase, C-terminal. Bases 1 to 1725 code for a protein of 574 amino acids. NCBI's taxonomy places the organism in Eukaryota, Fungi, Ascomycota, Leotiomycetes, Helotiales, Helotiaceae. Gene Ontology annotation, cellular component: mitochondrion. The record is from RefSeq and is a predicted model, not a curated record. Gene Ontology annotation, molecular function: D-lactate dehydrogenase (cytochrome) activity; FAD binding; D-lactate dehydrogenase (NAD+) activity. Gene Ontology annotation, biological process: lactate catabolic process. The transcript is spliced from 4 exons.
AUGUCCCUCUCAUCACGCACCCUCCGCAACCUCCCCUCCAUACCACGACGCCUCCAUCCCUCCACACCACGCCGGCGACACAACAGCACAUUCGAAUCGAAACCCUACCGACCCUACGAACCCCCCUCACCAAAACCCGCACCCUCCCAAUGGACGCCCAAAGCCGCGCUCGCGCUCGGCUGCGCCUUAAGUUUCGCUUUCACAGCCGGGAAAGCGUAUCAGAAGAUGCAGCAGCUGAAUGUGGAUUACGACCGCGAUGAUAAAUUUAGAGCGCCGCGGUAUGCGAGUGUGAAGGAGAUGGAGAAGGCGAUUUCCGAGAUUGAAACUGUUCUUGGGAGAGACGCGAUUAGUAGAGAUGAAGAAGAAUUAAAACAGCACGGGUAUUCGGAGUGGUCGCCUGCUAAUAUUUCAACAUUGCCUAUUGCUGUUGUGUAUCCGAAGUCUACGGACGAGGUAUCGAAAAUCGCACAGAUAUGCCAUAAAUACAAAGUCCCCAUGACAGCCUACUCCGGCGGCAGCAGUCUCGAAGGCAAUUUCUCCGCUCCUUACAGCGGGAUCUCCAUCGACUUCAGGGAGAUGUCCAAGAUCCUCGCCUUCCACGAAGAAGACAUGGACGUCGUCGUCCAACCAGCCGUCAACUGGGUCUCGCUCAACACAACCAUCUCCUCCUCCGGCCUCUUCUUCCCCGUAGACCCCAGCCCCAGCGCGCAAAUCGGGGGCAUGGUCGGCACAAACUGCAGCGGCACGAACGCGGUCCGGUACGGCACGAUGAAAGAUUGGGUUGUGAAUCUGACGGUUGUGCUUGCUGACGGCACUAUCAUCAAGACACGUGGACGGCCGCGGAAGUCGGCCGCGGGGUAUAAUCUGAAUGGGUUGUUUGUCGGGUCUGAAGGGACGUUGGGGCUGGUUACGGAGGUUACGUUGAGGUUGGCGGCGGUGCCGAGGGAGUGUGGUGUUGCGUCUUGUGUUUUUACUAGUGUGCGUGAUGCGGCGAGUACGGCGUCGAGUAUUAUGCGUGCGGGUGUGCAGGUCGCGGCGGUUGAGUAUCUGGAUGCGACGCAGAUGAAAGUUCUCAAUGAUGGGGCCUAUACAGCGCCGAAAUUCUGGAAGGAGGCGCCGACGUUGUUCUUUAAGUUCUCUGGAUCCAAGGCGAGUAUCGCGGCGGAUAUCAAGGAGGUUAAAAGUAUAGUAGCUGCGCAUAAGGGCAGUGAUUUCGAGUUCGCGAGAAGUAAGGAGGAGGGAGAUGUUAUUUGGAGUGGACGCAAACAGGCGUUGUGGAGUUUACUGGCUGCGAGGCCUGAGGGGACGGAGUUGUGGACGACGGAUGUUGCGGUGCCUGUUUCGAGGUUGGCGGAUAUGAUUGAGGAAUCCCAAAAAGGCAUCAAAGACCUAGGUCUCUUCUCCUCAAUCGUCGGCCACGUCGGCGACGGCAAUUUCCACGAGGCUAUCAUGUACCAUCGUAACGAUCCCGCAGAAACAGCUGCUGUCACCGAACACGUGAAGAAGAUGACCCUGAAGGCUUUGGAGAUGGAAGGGACUUCGAGUGGCGAACACUCCAUAGGCCUCUUCAAAAAAGCAGAACUCCUACAGGAACUCGGCCCUGAUACGCUGGGCGUCAUGAAGAGUAUCAAGGCGUCAUUAGACCCGCACUGGCUCUUGAAUCCGGGGAAGAUAUUCGAUACACCAACAGCGACGGGUCGAGUUUGGAAAUGGCAGCAGAAAUAA